UCUACAACUGUUGCAUGCCGUUGCUAUCUUCUAAAUCAAUAUCGUUUUAUCUAAAGCAUGCGGCAUUGGCACGAUGUAACGCUCAUGCGUGCAGGAAUCCUUCCCUAUAACCUUGGCAGGUUGAUAGUUGCUCCGAUCCGAAGGUCAAUUAGGCAUCAACACUAGAUCCAUAGUCUCUACAUUUCUCAGUUCAAGAGCAAGGGAAGAAAAAGCCUAUUAACAGACGUACUGGACAUUCAUCAUAGAAAGCCAUGUCGAGAGCUUAUUAUAAUCAGCUUUGUUGCGCCAUUUGCGAUGUGGCUUUUCUACCUUCUACUUCACAGCUCAGCAAAGCUAUGGAAUGGCUGGCAGACGUCGUACUAUUAAGUGAUCCAGAACGCGAGUUUGAACUGCUAUCUAAAAAUCUCAAUAGGGAGAAAACCCAAAAUGAGCCUCUACCAAGCCCUCGGAUUCUACAAGAAAUCAAGAAAACUCGUGCAGAGUUUGUGGGGGGCACAGAUUUCCGAAUUUUCACCACGUUUGGUGACGAGGACCACCGUAGAAUAGUUCUGCCAUAUGAUAUGUAUGAACGCAUAUAUGGCCAAAACGACCCAUGGGGCCCGUCGCCAUAUUUUAUGCCGGUGCAUAGAGCCUGUAUCGAUUUGGCCGAGACCAUUAUGUGCCGCUGUCACAACAUUGUAGUUCGCGACCUGCGUACCCUGUGGAAAGUCUUGCGCAUGCGAAUGGUUGCUAGUCUGACCUUCAGCCAUACUGCCAAUCAAGUUCAUAGAACUUGGCCGACCGACAGAAUCCAACUACCUCACGGUUACUAUAUACCCUCACAGCCCUAUAUUUUCGAUAUCGACCCUUUAGGCCAGGGCGAGUGGUGGGAGGCCAACCCUCUGGCCAUACCAAAAUUAACUUCCACAGUCCUUGACAACCUGCAGAGCCUACCAACUGCGCGGCCAGCAACCGCACAGACCAUUACAUUUCACAAAGCUCUCGUAGCGUUGCCAAAUGAGCUACAGGUUCUUAUUCGGUCCUACAUAGUAUCAGAGAACGGGAUUCCCAGCCGAUGCAACGGGCUCCUACCCCAGUGGAUGUGGCGUGAAAUGCUAUUAGGGGGUGAAAUCGUACCAUUCCUUUACGACAUCGACGUCACUACCGUGAAGGAAUUCUAUGCGCAAUGGCGACGUGUUAAUGGCGACCAAGAACCCAACUGGGAACUCCUCGUCCGUAAGCUUAGCCAGGUGGCCUGGCGGAUGUGGGACGUGGAAGGCAGCGCGUUGAAAAUACCUAACGGGCUACGAAAUCGCAGACGCAUCUGGAAACUGGUCGGAGAGAUGUACGUGAACGACCUGGCCCACACGCAACCCAAGUACGCCCCGUGGAUACCAGAGUUUUGGGACCGAAAAGGGAGGCCACUGUACCUUAGGUGAUAUGUUUAGGAAUAGUUGAAACUAUUGUUUCUAUGUUACAGUUCUGUAGUUCUUUGGACGGUCGGGCUUUCCCUUGCAUUGUGGAUGAUAUUUGAUCGUAAGAUAGAUUAGGUAGCCUUGAUUCUAUGGCUAGGGUAGCAUUAGUACUCGAAGUAGGUACAGGGAUGUUAUCGAUGUUCGAUCUAAGCCGGAUCGCAAAACUUUUUAACUUUCACAGGGAACGACAUCACAAUUAGGGAAAUAAAAACUAAAAAUACCACGUUGAAAAACUGAUUUUCUUAUAGUAUCUAUAGUAAGACGUCCCAGAUAUGGAAGUUGUGGAUGCGGAAGUUCUAGAAUGAUGAUAUUUAAAGCUUAGUUUGACUACAGUUUAUAAUGUACCCACAA
Daldinia caldariorum is the source of this 1805-nucleotide messenger RNA. RefSeq lists its product as uncharacterized. The transcript has 2 exons. Bases 252 to 1418 code for a protein of 388 amino acids. Lineage: Eukaryota; Fungi; Ascomycota; Sordariomycetes; Xylariales; Hypoxylaceae. The record is from RefSeq and is a predicted model, not a curated record.